ACUCAAAUUUUCUUUUCUUAUUGUCCAAGCAAAACAAACAAUGGCAAACCCCAAUGCCAAAUUCAAACUGAAGCGUGCAAUGGAGAAGCUCAAAUACUUGGUUUCGUCACAUUCUCCAUUCUCCAAAUUUGACACACCCAAUCACCCUCCAUAUUCCUUGAUGAUAAGUAGGGCAAUAAUGGAGUUGAAUGAAGGAAGUGGGUCGAGUUAUGAGGCGAUAGCUGAGUUUAUUGAGAGGGAGUAUGAUGUUCUGCCUGUUGCACAUGGUCUAUUUCUGAGGCAUUAUUUGAGAAAGCUUUGUGAGAGAAGAGAGGUUAAGUGUGUGAAUGAUGGAGUGUACAUUCUUCCGGUUGAGAGAGUGGAUUCGAAGAAGAGAAAAAGGCGCGGAAGAUUGGGAAAGAGAGUGUGUGUGCGAAGCAAACUGAAUACAAUUGUCGAAGAGAUUGGAGAGGGAAGACAAACUGAGGAGCAAGAGAUGACCAAUGAAGAGAUUGAUGAGCAGAAGAAAAGGGAAGAAGAAGAGGAUGUGCAAAGAGCGGUGGUGGUAGCGGAAAGUGUUGACAAAGGAAAGAAAGAGAACACCGAAAUCGCUGAAGAGCAAUCUAUGUUCGAAAGACAACUAGUUGUGGUGACUGAUGUAGAGAAUGAGAGAACAAGCUUGAUAGUGAACGAUGAAAAUAUAAUACAGCAAAUCACUGAAGAGGAAUAUGAAGAAAGUGAAAACUUGAAUAAAGAAUGUAAUGAAGGCGAAACUGAGGAAAAAUAUAAUGAAGCUGUUGAUGAGCAGCUUGGAAUAAGCUUGGAGCAUAAGGAAGUUGUGGUUGAGGAAAUAACACAUCAGUUCGCCAAUGAUAAAUGGAAUGAAGAACACAAUGAAUCUGUGGAAAAACAGUAUGAAGUGAUUGAAGAAAAACAUGGAAUAAGAACGAGGCGAAAUGAAUUAAAAUCUCCACAAACUGAGCUAGUUCUUGAAAGUUGUCAAUUGGCUGAGGUACAAAACCAACAGCAGCAGCAGCUAGACAAAGGAUCAAAGUUGAGUUACAAAACAACAUCAGCAUCUGCAUUGAAUGAAGAACAAAUUGAACACAGAGAGCGACGAAAUGAAGUGAUAGAAGAACAACAACCUGAAAUGAGCUUUGAGCAAAAUGAUGCUCAAACACAACAUACUGAAGUAACUGAAAAACCAUUUUCAUCGGGAGAAGUAAAAAAGCAGCAGCAGCGAUACAAAAUCAGGUUUAAGUUCAAAACAACAUCAGCAUCUGCAUUGAAUGAAGAACAAAUUGAUCAAAGAGAGCGACAAAAUGAAGUGAUAGAAGAACAACAACCUGAAAUGAGCUUUGAGCAAAAUGAUGCUCAAACACAACAUACUGAAGUAACUGAAAAGCCAUUUUCAUUGGGAGAAGUAAAAAAGCAGCAGCAACGGCACAAAAUCAGGUUUAAGUUCAAAACAAGAUCAGCAUCAGCACAGACAGCCACUACCCCUCCUAAUGAUCUGAGUAGUAAUGGUCAGCAGCUUGAUCUGGAGCAGCUUUCAGAGCUUCCUAUUAUGCAAGUUUUCCCUGGGCUUAAAUCAGCCAAAAGGAAGUUCUCUCCCAUAUUGAAACAAGAGCAUGAUCGAUCUCAGGUUCAGAAGAGACAACCGAGAUUCCAUCACAGGCCUAACACACCUAAAUUAGUCACCGAGACUACAAUCUUGGAAUCGCCAAUGCUUUCCCAGCAUCAAGAUGAGCUGUCGCAGCAAGUUCAACUUCAAGGGCAAGGAAAGAAAUAUCAAAAGCGAUCUAAGCGUAAAAGAGAAAUGGAAAUGGACUUGGAACAGAAUGAGCGAAAGAAGCAAAGUCAGGUUCAGUUGCCACAGAAUGAGCCCUCUUUUUCCAAUCCUGCUUCACUUGCAAUGAUGUUAUGGUCUCCACCUUCUGAACAUAAAAUUGAGCAACAACCGCAGGCGCUAGGGAAGCAGGCAAGGCCUACUAAACCAAAGACUGUGGUGGAGGAGCAGUCACCAACACCUCCACGCCGAGGAAGACCUCCUAAACCAAAAACAGAAGUGAAAGAGCAGUCACCAAAACGUCCAGGCCGAGGAAGACACCACCAUGGAGGUUUGCUCUCCCUUGGACGUUCAACAUCAAAAAAAGCAACACCAGUUACCAUGUCUAGGCAGAGGCAGGCCUAUGAAGGCAAAGCAUGAGUUGAAGCUGAAGGAUUGGCAUCCAGAGCAGCAACCUCGGCGUCAAGAAAGGGUAAGGCCUCCUAAACCAAAAUCAGAUACAGAGAUUUGAUACUAAUGCCUGGCUCUGCAUUGGAAUGUAAUGAAAAUUUUCAGCUGUUCUGCUUGUUGUGGAUGAUCUAGCUUGUAGUUUAUGUUACAAAGUAGGCUUAUGAAAUACUCCUGAGAGAUAAAAUGGUUGAUCUGUCAUGAAAAAAAAAAAAACCAAUCUUUUGUUGCACAUCAUCUGUUGUUUAUGCUCUCUCUAUAUAUAUUUUAGGGACAAAAGUAGGCACAUAUUUACAUCGAUUAAUCAACUUGAUUUAAUCAUGUUUAUUACGGUGUAAAAAGUAUAUAAAUAUAUAUUGAUAUUAUAUCAUAUUUUGGAAGAUAAAUAAAUAUUAGUAAGUGAAUAGUU
Molecule: messenger RNA, 2624 nt
Organism: Humulus lupulus (European hop)
Lineage: Eukaryota; Viridiplantae; Streptophyta; Magnoliopsida; Rosales; Cannabaceae
Exons: 3
Coding region: 41-2188 (715 amino acids)
Biological process (GO): nucleosome assembly; negative regulation of DNA recombination; chromosome condensation
Cellular component (GO): nucleus; nucleolus; nucleosome
Molecular function (GO): double-stranded DNA binding; nucleosomal DNA binding
Source: RefSeq, a predicted model, not a curated record